AUGAGUGACGUGGAUAAGUGGAUAGAGAUCGCGAAGAGGUGUAAAUAUUUACCUGAAGAUGACUUGCGGGAGCUUUGCAAUAUUGUUUGUGACUUGUUGUUGGAGGAGCCCAAUGUACAACCGGUGCAGACACCUGUAACUGUCUGCGGUGAUAUACAUGGCCAGUUUUAUGACCUCGAGGAAUUAUUUCACAUAGGGGGCCAAGUGCCCAAUACAAAAUAUAUAUUUAUGGGCGACUAUGUGGACCGCGGCUACUACAGCUUAGAAACACUCACACUACUUAUGGCACUAAAGGCGAGGUAUCCAGACAGAAUAAUCUUACUUAGGGGUAAUCAUGAGACUUGUCAAAUUACAAAGGUGUAUGGCUUCUACGAUGAGUGUCUCAACAAAUAUGGGAAUGCUAAUGCAUGGAAGGAUUGCUGUAGAGUGUUUGAUUUGCUAACAGUGGCUGCUCUAAUAGACGAGACAGUUCUGUGUGUGCAUGGAGGGCUGUCCCCAGAGAUUUCCAUGUUAGAUCAAAUUAGAUGUAUUGACAGAAAUCAACAAAUACCUCACAAAGGAGCUUUCUGUGAUCUUCUGUGGUCAGAUCCAGCUGAUGUCAAGAUGUGGUCUGUGAGCCCAAGAGGUGCAGGAUGGUUGUUUGGUAGUUAUGUCACAGAGCUUUUUAUGAAUUACAACAAUUUGAAUUUAAUCUGCAGAGCACAUCAGCUAGUAAAUGAAGGUUUCAAAUACAUGUUUGAUAAACGUCUGGUGACAGUGUGGUCCGCGCCCAACUACUGUUAUCGCUGCGGCAACGUCGCCUCCAUAUUAGAGUUCAAUACAGUAAACGACAGAGUCCCUAAACUGUUCCAAGCAGUUCCUGAUAGUGAAAGAGAAGUGCCGCCACAACAUACUACGCCUUAUUUCCUGUGA
This is a messenger RNA of Spodoptera littoralis (African cotton leafworm), 912 nucleotides long. The record is from the annotation of a GenBank genome assembly. Lineage: Eukaryota; Metazoa; Arthropoda; Insecta; Lepidoptera; Noctuidae.